Orbicella faveolata is the source of this 4122-nucleotide messenger RNA. RefSeq names its product phospholipase D1-like. Gene Ontology annotation, molecular function: phosphatidylinositol binding; D-type glycerophospholipase activity. The record is from RefSeq and is a predicted model, not a curated record. Lineage: Eukaryota; Metazoa; Cnidaria; Anthozoa; Scleractinia; Merulinidae. Gene Ontology annotation, cellular component: intracellular membrane-bounded organelle. Gene Ontology annotation, biological process: regulation of vesicle-mediated transport; phospholipid catabolic process; phosphatidic acid biosynthetic process.
CGGAUCCCAAGACUUACGGUCUCCGUCCCCGAUUAUGGCUCCUGCUUCCGGUCGAUAUUUCUGUUCUAUUUUAUUACCUUUAUUGAAAAUUAUCUUUGGAAGAGUUCGAUCAGUGCAUAUUCACAGCAAGGAAACAAGCGUUUAAGUUAGUCGAAAUCUUUUUUGUCCAAUUAUUUAGCCAAUCAAGAUAUGCUAUCCUUUCCCGGUGCGCUCGCCCAGGCGCUGCCCGAGGGCAAAGAGGGACCAUUGAACCGGCCUGGCCAGGUAAUGGUAAGUGAACCAGAAACAGCGAACGCCUUAUGUCAGUCUUGCCAACCAAGAAGAAUUGUUUUUAGUGUGUUGGUGGUGGUGCGGAUGCAAUGGCCAGGUGUGAGGGAGGAUGGUAGCGAUAUCACGCAAGGUUUUUCAAGAAGCGUUGUGUGACAAAUUGUGUACAUUUACAUGACAAUGACACCCGCUGUCCCGUGAACAUUGCAGUGAACCUACUCUCGAUAAUUUUUUUUUCUUCCAGGUUUAUUUGUCGUCACCUGAGCGACAUCUGAGCACAAGAUUCUACGUGUAAGCAAAGAACGCAAACAUACAUGAUUUAUCAGUGCUUAUACCGGUGAACUAUAUCAGUAUUUUGUCUUGAACGAUCGGCAGGUGUUGAACUGUUCCCAAUAUAUUGACAGAGCUGAGUCUCAAGUUGAUUAUUCUCUAAGUUCCACCAGUCAGACAUUACCAUGAGCUUUUCCUGACCAAUAUAUAUAUGGCCAGUCCAGGAAACAAGGAGCUUUCUGUCUCACAGUCUGAAAGUGAAGUGGUGACUGAGGAAGAGGUUGCUCUCAUGACAUCUGGAAGAGAUAACUUGACAGUAGAUCAGGGGAAUAACUUCUUAGACACUGGCUCAGUAUGUAUCAAUUUACGAGAUGAAGAGGAUGAUUUCUUUGAUGGCAGCAGCAUCACUUGUACCUAUGAUACUCAAGAUGGUGUAGCUCACAAGAAAGGAGUGUUUCUUCCUGGACUGAAGGUUAUUGCAACCAUUACUGAUGUGGAACGUGCACCAAGAACACAUCCAUUCAAUCCUAACUUAUACACCAUUAAGCUAAGUCAUGGCAGUUUUACUUGGGUGAUCAGGCGUCGUUAUAAGCACUUCUUAAAACUUGAUGCAGAGCUAUUCCUUCACAAAGUAAAUGUGCAUCGGCACACCAUAAGAGGGGAGCAUAGAGGAGAGCAUCACGCUCGCCUGCCAAGUCGUCACUUGCCCAAGCGACCUGACAUGUUUACAACAACAAUCAACAUGGACAAGAGAAUAAAGUCUCUGGAAAAAUACCUGCAAGUGAUUCUUGACAGCCCAAACUAUCGUAAUCACAAAGAGACACUGAACUUUUUGGAGGUCAGCCAUCUAUCCUUUCAUUUUGAUUUGGGAGAGAAAGGAAGGGAAGGUAUCCUGAGAAAGCGAGCAGGAGGUCAUCGGUUUCCAGCAGGUUGCUGCAGUUGUUGUGCAGGACUUUCUUGGGGAAUUUGGGACAAAAGGUGGCUGUUGGUGAAAGAUAGUUUUAUUGCUUAUGUCAGCCCCAAGGAUAAACAAGUCAGAGGUGUGGUGUUGAUGGACAAAGAAUUCACCUUCAAGUAUGGAAGGAAACAAACAGGAGUGCGACGAGGCUUGCUGAUUCACAACCAGGCAAGGCAACUGCUUUUAUCAUGCUGGACUGAAAGGAAGGCAAGUGAAUGGAUGAAAGCAAUUGUUAACAUUAUGGCAACAACAGGGGCAGACUGGAUAAAAGAACAUCCUCACGGUUCAUAUGCCCCUGUCAGGGAAAACACUUUUGCUCAGUGGUUUGUAGACGGAGAGUCAUACUUUGAUGCUCUGGCAGAUGCUUUGGAGUCUGCAGAAGAAGAAAUCUUCAUCACUGGCUGGUGGGUCAGUCCUGAGAUCUAUCUUCGCCGACCGGUCACUGCUGGCCAUGAGUGGAGACUGGACAACAUCUUAAAGAGAAAAGCGGAGGAGGGAGUGAAAGUUUAUGUUUUGAUUUACAAGGAGGUGGAGCUGGCCCUGACACUGAAUAGUGCGUACACUAAAACAACGUUGAUGAGUUUACACCCAAAUAUAAAGGUUUUGCGCCACCCAGACCACCUCCCUGGGUCGGGUGUCAUAUAUUGGGCUCAUCAUGAAAAGGUAGUGGCUGUGGACCAGAAGAUAGCUUUUAUUGGAGGUCUUGAUCUUUGUUUUGGUCGCUGGGACAACUCUUUACAUCGACUUACCGACUUUGGAUCCGCGAUUCGGCCUCCACCCAUAAACAAAACGGAGCAAGAGAUCAGGAAAAUUGGCGCGAUGAUUGUAGAAGGAACACUUGAACAAUUAAAUUUGCCGGUUUGUCCAGACUUCAAAGACGGAGUAACAGUUGAGCUGGAACCAGGAACAUCUGGAGGAAGUAAAAUGUGGCUUGGAAAGGACUAUUCCAAUCCAAUAACCAGGGAUUUCUUUGACGUCCACAAACCUUAUGAAGACUCUGUUGACAGAGGUUCUGUUCCUCGAAUGCCGUGGCAUGAUGUUGGCAUGCGAAUGUUUGGCGCACCAGCGAGAGACGUUGCAAGGCAUUUCAUUCUUAGAUGGAAUGCUACCAAGAUUGAAAAAGUCAAAAUAAUUCCCGACAUACCUUACCUGCUGCCGAAGUCAUACGCAAAACUUACAAACAAGAGACCAGCGGCAGCAGACAGUGCUAACAUGGUGGAUUGUCAAAUUCUCCGUUCUCUAUCUACGUGGUCAGGCGGUGUCCCCACAGAAAGCUCCAUUCACGAGGCCUAUAUUCAGGCUAUUGAAGAAUCUAAGCACUUCAUUUACAUCGAGAACCAAUUCUUCAUUUCUUCUCUGUUCAUCGACAACAUCAAGAAUGAGAUCGGUCAGAAUCUACUCUGGCGAAUAGAGAGGGCGCACAGAGAAGGUGAAAAGUUUAAAGUUAUUGUCGUCAUGCCGCUGCUUCCAGCAUUUGAAGGCGAAAUUGGCACAGCCAGUGGUCGAUCAAUUGGUGCUAUUACUCACUGGAAUUGCAGAUCAAUUUGCCGAGCAUCUCAUUCGCUGCUACAGAGAUUGGCCGAACUUGUUGGUGACCCCUCCAAGUAUAUUUCAUUCUAUGGACUGAGGACUCAUUCGGAAAUACACGGAACGCCCGCAACAGAGUUAGUUUAUGUUCAUAGCAAGAUGAUGAUUGUCGACGACAACAUCGUAAUCAUUGGUUCAGCCAACAUCAAUGACCGCAGCAUGCUGGGAAAGAGGGAUUCAGAAAUAGCUGCUAUUAUAAAGGACAGAGAAUUUGUACCGUCAGUUAUGGACGGUAAGGAGUACCAAGCUGGCCAGUUCGCCUUCAAUCUGAGAUCACGGCUCUUCAGAGAACAUCUUGGUACAUUGGAUUGUCCUUCAGAUGAAGACAUAAGGGAUGUUGUUUCAGACAGUUUUUAUGAGGAUGUUUGGAUGGCCACAGCAAAGAAAAACACAGAAAUUUACGAGGAGGUGUUCCACUGCAUUCCAACUGAUACUGUACGCUCGUUAAGCGAUUUGAAUACUUACAAGAAUCUUAAACGCCUUGCUGUGGAGGACCCCGGAGAGGCACGUGCUCGUCUGAGAGGCGUCAGAGGGUACCUAGUGCAACUCCCCCUACGCUUUCUGGAGAAAGAAGACCUUCGACCUCCUGUUGGAAGCUCAGAGUAUUUUGUUUCAGCUGGUGUUUUCACGUGAACAGUUCUUUUAGUAUUAAAUUUUAUUUGCCUCGCUGUAAUCGUACCGAACCAGGGAAUCUUGGAAGGUUAGCAAAGCGUGUUCAUUGGAUCUUAGGAAAUUUAUGAAAUUGAUCACAAGUUACGGAAGAAAUGAAAAAGAAAAACAAGAAUCAAACAGACUGCUUCCACCACGGUAGCACUUAGGGUUAGGAUGAUCUAUUUUGGUGCCCGUCUAUUACUAAUAUUAAUUAGCUAAGAUUUCUAGUUAAACAAGGCUUAAGAGCGUUUAAGAGCUUAAACCCCGGCCAAACGAUCGCAACAUUUCAACGCAACAUAUAUAUCGCAACAUGUUGUGUGUAUUUGGCCACCCUGUUGCGACAUGUUGUGUGUUGUUGGCUCGAAUUUGAAACUGGUCAAAUUUUCCAU